Carica papaya (papaya) is the source of this 1346-nucleotide messenger RNA. Lineage: Eukaryota; Viridiplantae; Streptophyta; Magnoliopsida; Brassicales; Caricaceae. The record is from RefSeq and is a predicted model, not a curated record.
AAAAAAAAAAAAAAAAAGCGAAAAAGCCGCCAAUGAAACUAUGGGCGGCAGCGAGUCGCUCUCUUCGCCGAUUCAAAAACCAGAUUGCACAGAGAGUUGUCUACUGUUUUGUGUGGCGUCCGGUUAUUGUGGAUGAACCAACUACCGCCAUUACCAGCGUGACAAUGUUAACCCCGCUGUAGAGAAGUGUCCGGAGAGUCGGAGACACAGACCUACCAACUACUCGGACGCCGUCGUUUUGCCCCCGGAAGGCUACUGGUGGAUUGUGGCUCUCAAUCUGUUUUUGCUGGAAUUGAUAGAACUUGGCUCGAAGGUGGAUCUGGAGAUAUCGGUCAUUGGAAGGAGGCAAAUUUAGAUAGUGCCAAAAUGCAAGGUUAUGCUGAUCAUCCAAAACUAAAGCGAUCAGUUUUUAUCACUGGAACUGCUAAGGAAUCUCGUGCUGGACCAGCUAUUGGUCUGCUCGACAUUGGUGUGAGUGACAGUGCUUACCUUUUUCGAGUUGUGUUGUCUGGCGUACGUAAGGAUCAAAGUAAUUUAAAAUGUGAGAUCCAGCGUGAUGGGAGGGUAAAAGUGCAAGGAGUGGUAACAGAUGGAGAAGUUGUUAGAGAGACAUCAAAUGUGUACCAAAUGAAUGUGCAGCAACUGUGCCGACCUGGACCAUUCACCAUUUCUUUCAAUCUGCCUGGGCCAGUUGAUCCCCGGCUGUUUGCUCCUAAGUUCCGGGCUGAUGGAGUCCUGGAAGGGGUAGUAAUGAAACACAAAAAACCAAGUGUGGCAGUGAAUGGGCGGUGCUGAAAUGCAUGUAAGCUUGUAAUUUAUCUUGCCGCCUGCACAACCUUUCUGGCAUGAACAAUGAUUACAUGUGGUCUGUUCUGAAAUAGCUUUUGUCUGGCAUUGCCCAAUGUGAAUGUGGUUAGUCAAUCUUGUAGUCUUGGUAUGAAUAUGAGCUUUUAAUAUUGGCUGAGUCGAGAGUUUUUUACAUCUCUUACUGUCCUGUUUUGGGUCAUUAUCGAUAGAAUCAAUGGUGAAGUGGAUGGUUUCUUGUCAAUUGCAUCAUCUUCUUCAUCAAUCUCUCCUUAUUUUGCAGCCCAACUGUUUAUUUCUCCUCCCCCUCAACCCUUCCCACUUAUUAUGAAGAUGGGAUUUCUCGAAGUGGUCAAAAUGUGGGGAGCAUCGACCCCAAGGCAACUGGUUUUUCUUUUCCUUUUGUCCUCUUGCAGAAUUGAAAUUUGAUAUCGCACCCUUCCGAUUGAUUGCACACCCAAAAACAAGUAUAGUGUUAGAGUCAAUAUUGUAUAGGCUUUUGACAUUUUGCAUAUGGAAUUUGCUUGAAUGACAUGUUGGGA